GGAUUCCUGGGUGUGUUUUCAGUAUCUUUGUGUUCCUGACUGACCUCCCGCUUAUCUCUCUUCCGCCUACUUGUUCAGAAUGCGCUUGGUACCUCGCGAACUAGACAAGCUUCUACUCCAUCAAGUUGGAUCGUUGGCUCAGAAACGGCUGGCCCGUGGGGUCAAGCUCAAUCAUACUGAGGCAACUGCAUUGAUUGCUUCACAAAUAUUAGAGCUUAUGCGUGAUGGCACGCAUUCUAUUGCCCAACUUAUGGACUUGGGUAAGCAGAUGCUUGGUCGCCGUCACGUUCUACCCGAUGUCAUAGAAACUCUAUUGGAAGUUCAGGUGGAAGGAACUUGUCCCGAUGGCACCUAUCUCUGUACUGUCCACGAGCCUAUUAGUUCAGAUGACGGAAACUUGGAAAUCGCCUUGUACGGUAGCUUCUUCCCCAUUCCUGACAACUCCAAGUUUGAUCUACCAGCUACGGCUGCAAAGCCCGAAGAAGCCCCCGGUGCAAUCAUCGUUAAGCCUGGUAAAUUGGAACUUAAUGCUGGAAGAGAACGCAUUGCCUUGACUGUUACCAACACUGGAGAUCGCCCUAUUCAAAUCGGUUCACAUUAUCACUUCAUCGAAACAAAUCCCGCCUUGUUGUUUGAUCGCCUCAAAGCUUACGGAAAACGCCUUGACAUCGUUGCCGGUUCCGCGGUUCGUUUUGAACCAGGUGAUACUAAGACAGUUCAGCUUGUGGAUAUUGCUGGAAAUCAAGUCAUUUCUGGCGGUAACAACUUGGCUAGUGGUAAACUAGAUCUAUCAAAGAUCCCAUCUAUUCUGGAGAAAUUGACUGCGCACGGAUUCUCUCACCAAGAACUGGUUGUCCCUCUUGCUAUUCCCAAACCAUGCACCAUCGACCGACGAUUCUAUGCUGAUCACUUUGGACCUACUACUGGAGAUCUUGUUCGUCUAGGCAACACCAACUUGUGGGCUCGUGUCGAAAAGGAUUACACUGUUUACGGCGAUGAAUGCAAAUUCGGUGGAGGCAAAGUUCUCCGAGAAGGAAUGGGUCAAAAGACUGGUGUUUCCGACGCGGAUUCUCUCGAUUUGGUCAUUACCAAUGCCUUGGUUAUAGAUUAUACUGGUAUAUACAAGGCCGAUAUUGGUAUUCAGAGGGGUAUAAUCGUCGGUAUUGGUAAGGCUGGAAACCCCGACGUUAUGGAGGGUGUUAUGGACAAUAUGAUCAUUGGUGCCAAUACGGAAGUGCUGGCUGGUGAAGGCAAGAUAUUCACCGCUGGUGCCAUCGAUACUCACAUUCACUACAUCUGUCCCCAGUUAUGUUACGAGGCUCUCUCAAGUGGUAUCACCACUUUGAUUGGCGGUGGUACUGGUCCUAAUACCGGCACCAACGCCACGACCUGCACGCCUGGUGCCUACCAUGUGGAGAUGAUGUUACAAGCCACAGAUGAUAUUCCGCUUAACUUUGGCUUCACUGGAAAAGGCAACGUUUCAUCACCAAACGAAUUGAGAGAACAAAUCGAAUCCGGUUGCAUCGGUCUUAAGCUUCAUGAAGAUUGGGGUACUACACCUGCUGCGAUUGACACCUGCUUGACGGUUUGCGAUGAAAUGGAUGUACAGGCUACCAUUCACACAGACACUUUGAAUGAAUCUGGAUUUGUUGAGUCCACCAUUGGCGCAUUCAAAGGUAGAACUAUCCACACUUACCAUUCCGAAGGAGCAGGUGGUGGCCAUAGUCCUGAUUUGAUGGUUGUCUGCGGUGAAGAGAAUGUCCUACCCUCAUCUACCAACCCAACAAGACCGUUUACUACAAAUACACUUGAUGAACAUAUCGACAUGUUGAUGGUGUGCCAUCAUUUGUCCAAGACUAUACCUGAAGAUAUUGCAUUUGCUGAAAGCCGCAUUCGUGCGGAGACCAUUGCUGCCGAAGACAUCAUGCUUGAUAUUGGUGCUAUUAGUAUGAUUAGCUCAGACUCGCAGGCCAUGGGCCGCGUCGGCGAGGUUGUUCUGAGAACCUGGAAAACAGCACACAAGAUGAAGAUGCAACGUGGCAAACUUACAGAAGAUAAGGAAGAUGAAGGUGAUAAUUUCCGCAUCAAGCGAUAUGUUGCCAAAUACACCAUUAACCCCGCUAUUUCACAUGGCGUCAGUCAUUUGGUGGGAUCGAUUGAGGUUGGCAAGGUGGCAGAUUUGGUAGCGUUUGACCCUGCUUUCUUUGGAACAAAGCCCAGUCUUGUGCUAAAAGGCGGAAUUAUAGCGUGGGGUGAUAUGGGUGAUGCCAAUGGCUCUAUACCCACCACACAACCCGUUAUUGGUAGACCGAUGUUUGGCUCGUAUGCUUCCGCAUUAAACAAGUCAUGCAUGGUGUUUGUUUCCCAAGCUGCUAUCGAUGCCGGCCGAGUUGCAAAAUAUCGACUGAGAAAGAAGGUUGAAGCUGUCAAGAACUGUCGCGGAAUUAGCAAGAAGGACAUGAAGCUCAACGACACACUGCCUGCUAUAUCUGUUGACCCUGAAACUUACGACGUGACCUGUGAUGGUGUAUUGGCUACAUGUGAGCCAGUGAAUAAGUUACCACUAACGCAAUCGGUCUAUCUUUUCUAGUACUGGAGAUAUUCCAGUCACAUACUUAGUUUUUUCACCUGUUACCACUCUCCCCCGUAUUUUUUUUUUGGCUUCCAAGAUCUCAAUACCCAUAACGCGCGGGUUUUUAACUUUCUUGAUCAAAUUUUUUUUCCAAUAUACUUAUUUUGUUUACGUG
Molecule: messenger RNA, 2747 nt
Organism: Umbelopsis ramanniana AG
Lineage: Eukaryota; Fungi; Mucoromycota; Umbelopsidomycetes; Umbelopsidales; Umbelopsidaceae
Exons: 7
Coding region: 80-2590 (836 amino acids)
Biological process (GO): urea catabolic process
Cellular component (GO): urease complex
Molecular function (GO): urease activity; nickel cation binding
Source: RefSeq, a predicted model, not a curated record